Molecule: messenger RNA, 2602 nt
Organism: Hirundo rustica (Barn swallow)
Lineage: Eukaryota; Metazoa; Chordata; Aves; Passeriformes; Hirundinidae
Gene: POLN
Product: DNA polymerase nu
Exons: 24
Coding region: 7-2541 (844 amino acids)
Biological process (GO): double-strand break repair; DNA-templated DNA replication
Molecular function (GO): DNA-directed DNA polymerase activity; DNA binding
Source: RefSeq, a predicted model, not a curated record
UUAAAAAUGGAUCGGUACAUAGGAUGUGAGAUUUCUAAAGUGCCUUUAUCUGAUAUUGCUCUGAGGAUUAUGACAGCUUUGCAGUCUAUUCCUGUAGAAGCUCAGACUAACAGAGAGAAUAACCAGAGUAUAGAGAAGACGAAGGAAAAUAAACUAGGUGAUAAGGAUGCACAUCUGAGAAAUGAAAAGGACGAUCGUGAUUCCAGAAUUGCCUUAUUAAAAGCAACUGUCAGCCCUGAAAAAAGAACUGCUGGUCAGAUAGUCAGGACAAUGCAUAUGGAUGAAAUACAUGGCUGUCAAGAUUCCAAAAUACCUGGUAGCUGUUACCAGGAUUCAAGCUUUCCAAAAUGGAGAUAUCAAGAAAUGAGUCUUUCAAUAGAAGAAAAAAGCAUGAAGGAUAGGGAAAAGAAAAUAGUUAUUCCUCUUAAAAGGAAGCAAAAUGUGUCUACUUCUUGUUCAGAGAAAACAAGAAGAUUGCAUGUAAAUACCUGUAUGUUCUUACAUAGAAGAAGAUACAGCUGUGCUCCUGGACAAAAAGAGUCUUCCGGAAAGUAUCCUUGUGAUAUCAGCAGUUUAGGAUGUGAAGAAAAAAGUGAACUGCUUGCAACUAUAGAACAGGCAGCAGCUUUUGUAACUACUAUGAUAUUUCAAGAUGGUUCUUCACAGCUCAGCUCAGACCAGGCUUCUACCUCUUCAGUAAAAGGAGUUGUUGUGCUGGUGAAGAAUCAGACUGAUCAGCCUUGUCCUCCCAGUCACACUUCAACUGGCCAUACUCGGAAUGCUGCUAAUGAAAAUGAUAAAUUAAUUUAUUUAAAAAUUGAACACUCAUCUCUCUGGGAACAAGAACAGGCUCACAAGAAAUUUUCUUGGCAAGUGUUGUUUCAAAUGCUAGAGUGCAAAGUUCCAAUAAUUUGCUUCAAUGCAAAAGAUUUCCUGAGGACUCUACUUCAAGUCUAUGGUGAUGAAAUCAGCUGGAAGCAAGUUGCCAAUAGUGUCGUGUUAGAUCCAAGAAUUGCAGCAUGGCUGAUAAACCCCAGCGACACAGUUCCUUCCUUUGAGUGUUUAAUACAGGAGUAUUUUGAAAAGCCUUUUUCAAAGGGAACAGAAAAUACAGAUACAGGCACUUUGAGAAAUGUAUCUUAUCAAAACUUAGGUGUGAUAUUGGAGAAGCUUUAUAAUGUAAUGAUGGAUCUUGCUCAUGGCUUAAAGGCUCAAGGUUUGUGGAACUUAUUUUGCACAUUAGAGCUCCCACUUAUCAAAAUUCUGGCAGUGAUGGAAACACACAAAAUAUAUGUGAACAAACAAGAACUGAAAAAAACAUCAGAGAUUCUAGGGCUGCGGCUCAAGGAGCUUGAGCAGGAGGCUCAUGAGGUUGCUGGAGAGCGAUUCCUUUUGACCAGCAGUUGUCAGCUCCGAGAGGUACUAUUUGAUAAGUUAAAGCUGCAUACGCUGUGUGAGAAACUUCAUAGAACUGAAAUACAACAGCUUGUAUCCACCUCAGAAGUUGUGCUAAAUAAAUUGCAAGAUCUUCAUCCUUUGCCUAAGAUAAUUUUGGAAUACCGCCAGAUUCAUAAGAUGAAAUCAACUUAUGUGGAUGGACUACGAACGUGCAUGAAAAAGGGAUUUAUUUCCUCUACUUGGAAUCAGACAGGAACUGUGACUGGCAGACUUUCAGCCAAACAUCCUAACAUUCAAGGUAUCUCUAAACAUCCAGUUACAAUUACAAAGAAGCAGUACAUAAAAGGAAAAGAAGAGGACAUAAUAACUAUUUCCCCAAGAACAUUGUUUGUUUCAAAAAAAGGAUGUACAUUUUUAGCAGCAGACUUUUCGCAUAUUGAGUUAAGGAUCCUUGCUGACUUAUCGUCUGAACCAGAACUUCUGAAACUGUUCCAAGAACCUGAAAUCACUGAUAUCUUUGCUACACUGGCUUCUCAGUGGAAAGGGAUUCCAAGUGAACAAGUGAAACAUGCUGAUAGAGAGCAAGCAAAGCGUAUAGUUUACUCAGUGGUUUAUGGAGCAGGUAAAGAACGUCUUGCUGACUGCUUGGGAAUUACUCCUGUUCAAGCCGGUCAAUUUAUAGAGAGUUUUAUGCAAAAAUACAAGAAAGUACAUGAAUUUACAAAGAAAACCAUUGAGCAGUGCCGAAAUAAAGGUUACGUGGUUUCAAUAAUGGGGCGCAAAAGGCCACUGGCCAAUAUCAAUGCCCAGGAUUACAAGCUACGCACUCAAGCAGAGAGGCAGGCUGUCAAUUUUGUUGUUCAAGGCUCUGCAGCUGAUCUUUGCAAAAUGGCUAUGGUGAAGAUUUUUUCCUCUGUUGUAAUUUCUCCAACUUUAACAGCCAGGUUAAUUGCCCAGAUCCAUGAUGAACUGUUGUUUGAAGUGGAAGAUUCACAAAUCCAGGAAUUCUCAGCACUGGUAAAAAGAACAAUGGAGUCCCUGCAGCAAACCACAGCCUUGGAAGUGCCACUGAAGGUUCCCUUGAAAGUGAUUCUCACCACUGGGAAAUCAUGGGGGUGUAUGACAGAAUUGCAGGAGAUGUAAAGCAGUCAUUGGGGAUGUUAUUCAGUACCCAAACACCUCAUUGGCUUGUGCUGAUUCCUCG